GGUGACGGUCACUCAACGUCAAGUCUCACAUGUCUCUUGCUCCUCCACCCACGCCUUUUCCGGCGGCUCUGCUGGUGGAUUUCUCACCGAAUAACCUUCACUUUUCCGUUAAAUUUCCUCUUUUCUACACAUUUUUCGACACUUUAAAACCCUACUUUUCCAUGAAAUUGGAGGUCCAUUCUCCCCUUUUAUACAACAAAGCCGAUUUCAGAACCCUAAUUUGAAUCCCUAGAUACUUGAUCAAUACAAAUGUUCCAAUUAAUUCUUGGUUUUGAUCUAUUGAUGGUUUGAUUUGUCUUAUUUUUUGGUUUCAAAAAUGGUAAAUUAUCAUUUGCAGGCAGUAAAAAUUGGAUUAUUGUUGGUUUGGCUAUGUGGGUUUGUCUUAAUUACAAUCUCCUUUUAUGCUACUACUCACAUAUUGCCUUCUUCUUCUUCCAUUAAAGAGCAUAUCAAGAAUCUUAAUGGUUCAGAGGGUCCUACUGUUACAAUAUUUGCAGCUGUUAGGCCUUUUAGUGGUUCAAUUGGGAGUAGACAGGUGUUAGCUAUUAGAUCAUGGCUUGGUUUAUCACUUGACAUAAGGGUUGUUCUUUUUGGCCAAGACCCUUCUCUUUUCUCUUUUGCAGGUUCUUUUGGACCUGGUUCUAGGGUUUCUGUUGAACCCACCAUUGAUUUCACAUUUUUAGGUACUCCAUUCUUUCAUUCAAUGGUUGCAAGAGCACAAACAUCAGAUUCCGAUAUAUCUGUUUUGAUGGAUUCUGAAACCAUUCUUUUGCCGGACUUCUUUUCAACGUUGAGCUAUGUUCAUAGACUCGACCAUGACUGGCUCGUAAUUGCUUCACCAAAAAAUGUAUCAGAAUUCCCAUUUCAAUUGGAUAUAGACGGAAAACAUUGGCUAGGGAACAACGGUAAAAGAAUUAAAACGAAAAAGUUGCAGGACUUUCUUUCUCAUGGGUCGUGGGAACAUUGUGAUGACAAGAAGACGAUUAUGGCAUGGAAUAACGGAGAUCUUCCUUUGCAUAACGGAGUUCUUCCCCCAUUUUUGUAUGGGAAAGGUUUUCACAACUUUUGGGUCGUUAAUGAGGCUUUGUCCUCUGAUUUUAGAUUUGUAUUUGAUGCCAGUUGGACCGUCUCAAGUUUCUUUAUUAAUGAUCUUGAUGGUGGCAACAAUAUAGAAUCAAGAAAUUGGGAGAAUGUGGGAAAUUCUCAUUUGGGUGCUUUAUAUGGAUCGUUAUUCUUCCGUGAAGCCGGUUACUCCAACAUGGUCAAACUUUUCAAAUGUGGCGGUCACUACCAUUUCGGAAGUACUAAAGAGAACAUUGUUUACCCAUUAGGAUCGCCUAAAGGAUUAAGCUUUAAUGAUUUAGGGGUAUUUAGAUUCACGAAAUAUACAAAACUUUUGAGUUGUUUUGAUAAAAUGAAGUCACUAGCGGGAAAUGUAGGCUGUUCAAGAAAGAACCAAUUGACGUCAUUAGAGCCACUAGCCCUUCCAUAUUCUUUAGAGCUUCUCCUAUCCAAACGUGCUGACCAGAAUAAGACGAUUGUGCUAGCAGUUGCGGGAUAUAGUUAUAAAGAUAUGUUAAUGAGUUGGGUAUGUAGGUUACACCUCCUUCACGUCACAAACUUUGUGGUUUGUGCCCUUGAUGAUGAAAUAUACGACUUCUGUAUCUUGCAGGGAUUGCCUGUUUUUAGAGAUAGAUUAGCUCCAACCAAUAUCAGCUAUAAUGACUGCCACUUUGGAACAAAUUGCUUUCAAAGGGUAACUAAAGUGAAAUCGAGAGUGGUUUUGCAAAUACUGAAGCUGGGAUAUAACUUGCUAAUGAGCGAUGUCGAUGUUUAUUGGUUCAAGAAUCCUUUGCCACUGCUUUCAGCUUUCGGUCCUGCAGUUUUCGUGGCUCAGUCCGAUGAGUACAAAAUCACAGGGCCAAUAAAUUUGCCACGACGCCUAAACUCCGGCUUUUACUACGCUCACUCCGAUGGUUCAACAAUUGCUGCUUUGGAUAAGGUAGUAAAGCAUGCAUCUUUAUCAAAUCUUUCGGAACAACCAAGUUUUUAUGAUACGUUGUGUGGGUCGAACGGAUCCUACCGUGUAGGUGACGACAUGUGUCUAGAACCCGAAACAAAUCUUACUGUCCGUUUCUUGGAUAGAAACCUCUUUCCAAACGGGGCCUACCAAGACCUAUGGGACUCGAGUAAUGUUUCGUUAACGUGCAUGGAAAAGGGUUGUUUUGUGCUUCAUAAUAACUGGAUCAACGGGAGACAAAAGAAGCUCAAACGCCAGGUGUCAUCGGGCCUUUGGGAGUACGAUAUGAGCACGAGGAUGUGUUGGCAGAGCUGGCAAAGAUCCAAAUCCAUAAGUUAUUUCUAAAGAAUUACGGUUUUUCUUCGUGGGAUGUAUGAAAAAGAUCGCUGUUGAAAUGGUUGAUGUUUACAAAGAGGACAGUAGAUGCCGAACAACAAGGAGUUGCUAAAACUUCGGUUUUAUCAAAUGGGCCGGCCUUAGAAAAGCUAAUAAGAAGAAAAACCAAAGAUAAAGACAUGUUUUUGUCGGUUUUUAGUGGGUUAUAAUGGUUGAAAUCAGUAUCAAACGGGACUUUAGUUUCUUGAAAUGCUUAAGGAGUGUAUAGGUUCACUCUUCGGAGUCCAAUCAUCGAAUGGGGGGUCAAGAAAACCGAAAGAGGUAAAAGAUGCUUCCUUUUCUGUUGGGAAUAGUCUGAAUUCGAAGGAAUUUUGUGUCAGAGUUGUUCAUGCGGGUGGACGGGAAGAUCUUUAUCGAAAUCCAGUUGCGGUUUCUCACUUGAUGAAGAAAUAUCCGGGUAUGUCCGUUGCUCGGCCGGAGGUUUUCAAGAAUCCUCAUGAAGCUGUUUUAUCAGCACGGGCUAUGCUCUUGCCCGGUCAAAAGUACUAUUUAGUCCCUGUCACGACCUUAAAGAAGCUGAAAAAGAAACAUUCCGCCAAGAAGAACAAAUCAAUGGGAAAAAAGGGUCAAACUGUUGCUCCGGAUGAGUCUGAUGAUUCUAUCUGUUCAGCAAAAGAUUACUAUGUUUCCAAGGAGAAGUGGUCGAGACGCGUAGUUAAUAAACAUAUACAGUUAAACCGACAACUCGUGCCACCGGUCGUGAAGUCAAAAUCGUGGCGCGGGUCUGACUGGGAGCCGAGUCUAACGUCCAUCCAAGAACUCUCUCCGUGAGCAAUCGUCUUGAAACCACAUGAAACCGGUAUGUAGGUUAUCUGUUAUUGCUGAAUUUCACAUCUUCGUUUUUGAAAGUUAAACUGCAAAAUGAUAUUAUUCCAGUUGCUUUUGCAAUGUAACCGUGAUCUUUGUUCUAGUUUAUGGCAUUUUACGUUAUUGGAAUAUGUUAUUAUGGUAAGAUUCCACAUUGGUUGCC
Cynara cardunculus var. scolymus (artichoke) is the source of this 3386-nucleotide messenger RNA. Its product is annotated as beta-arabinofuranosyltransferase RAY1. NCBI's taxonomy places the organism in Eukaryota, Viridiplantae, Streptophyta, Magnoliopsida, Asterales, Asteraceae. The coding region runs from base 317 to 2365 and encodes 682 amino acids. Gene Ontology annotation, molecular function: glycosyltransferase activity. The record is from RefSeq and is a predicted model, not a curated record. The transcript is spliced from 5 exons.